Messenger RNA from Prinia subflava (tawny-flanked prinia), 1330 nucleotides. RefSeq lists its product as uncharacterized. Lineage: Eukaryota; Metazoa; Chordata; Aves; Passeriformes; Cisticolidae. Bases 92 to 847 code for a protein of 251 amino acids. The record is from RefSeq and is a predicted model, not a curated record. The transcript is spliced from 6 exons.
CCGGCCUGUGGGGAGGUCGCAGCAGGGAGGGGGCUGAGCUCAGGCAGGGAGGUGGGAAGCGUGUUGUUGCUGGAGGUCAAGGGAGUUACGGAUGGGAAGACUCCUCGAGAUGACAGACUCAGCAACAGGCACUGCUUCUGUCCCCCAGAAGGAGAGGAAUUCCUUGUUCCUUGCCCCAGUGUGGAGGGGCGCUCUGGCAAGCCGUGUGGGUCCUAGAUGCCAUGGGGAGAGGCCGCCAUGUGGGGUCCAAGUUGAUGAGCCCAUGCCUGAGGUGCCCCUGGAGGGGGUCCCGUGCCACGGUGAGACACUGACAGCUACCGCCAAGAGGCUCCAGGAGAUGUCAGAUAUAGCCAAGCCGCUCCAGGAGAUAUUAGACACAGAUGAGCUGCCAACUGUGGUCUCACCAGUCGUGCCCAGCAGGGUGCCAUCCCCACAGACUGGGAAGGAUCCCUCUGGGAUCAAGCUGCCUCCUUGGCUUGGAAAAUGGGGGACUAGCCCCGAGAAGGAUUCCCGCUCUGCAGCACCAGUGCUGCCCCCCACCCAACCCACUCCAGCAGAGAAGCCCAGCCAGUCCGUGCCCCAGCGGAGCCGUGUGACCCACGACUGGCAGAAGGAGAUACUCGUGGAUCCCCUGGACUCUCGGCUAGGGAAGGAUUUGGGCAGUGAGGACUUCCAGUGUGGCUACCAUGGACUACCGAUCCACCAGUUUCUCUCUUCACUCACUGACAGCUCCCUCCCGAAGGACUGCCCACCUCUCAGGGCCCUGUUGCUGGGGCAAGGGCAGCGGAAGGCCACACUGGCAUCAAUGCUGUACGAGAAAUAUAGGCAAGUCUGCACUCCCACAUGAGACCCACCCUUGGGGCUGUGCCCCAGAGGAGGGCACCUGGGGCGGCAGGGAUCCCAGAGCUGAGAGGUACGGUGUCUGCUCUGACUGCAGUAAGGAGACGGAGGAGGAGAUCCAUCCCCCCCCGAGGCGCAUGGAAUCUAUCUCCACUACGCACCAGGACUACCGUGUCAUGGGUUUCCAGUCCACACCCCAGCCCACCACCCAGCCUCACAACUACUUAACGGAGCAGCCAACCAGCUUCUGGCUGGAGCAAGCCCGCGAAGUGCCGGGUGUCACUGCCCUCUUCGGCAGAAACAUUCCCUUCAAGAGGAAUGCAGCCUUCUCCACUCCCAUUACCAUGUACUUAGGGCAUCCUGAGCCCUUCAGCCUCUGUGACCCCUACGAUCCCCCGAGCGGCCAACUCCAGUGCCAGAAGCAAUAAAAAACAAGGGGACACUGGUGGUCCCAGGUUCCUUGCCCACCCCAAGGCUGUCCUCAAGCUGG